This is a messenger RNA of Pieris macdunnoughi, 1386 nucleotides long. NCBI's taxonomy places the organism in Eukaryota, Metazoa, Arthropoda, Insecta, Lepidoptera, Pieridae. The record is from the annotation of a GenBank genome assembly.
AUGGGUUUGCACUACAAAGCCUCCGGCGGGGGUGGCAUGUUCGGAGAUGUUAAUAUAUCAGCAAUUUUAGACUCUUUCAGUAUAAGUUAUGAUAAAAGAGUAAGGCCAAAUUAUGGUGGACCACCCGUGGAAGUGGGGGUUACCAUGUACGUGCUCUCCAUCAGCUCUCUGUCUGAAGUGAAAAUGGACUUUACAUUGGACUUUUAUUUUCGACAAUUUUGGACGGAUCCACGACUAGCAUAUAAGAAACGAGCCGGGGUUGAGACACUAUCAGUUGGGUCCGAAUUUAUUAAGAAUAUUUGGGUGCCCGACACAUUUUUUGUUAAUGAAAAGCAAUCUUAUUUUCAUAUAGCCACUACUAGUAACGAAUUUAUAAGGAUACAUUAUUCAGGAUCUAUUACAAGAAGUAUAAGAUUAACCAUUACAGCAUCUUGCCCUAUGAAUCUUCAAUAUUUCCCAAUGGACCGUCAAUUAUGUCACAUUGAGAUAGAGAGUUUCGGGUACACAAUGAGAGACAUUCGGUACCAUUGGAAGGACGGCUUAGCAAGUGUCGGGAUGAGUAACGAGGUGCAGUUACCUCAAUUCCGGGUUCUGGGACAUCGACAACGCGCUACAGUUGUAACUCUAACGACAGGAAACUACUCAAGAUUGGCUUGUGAGAUCCAAUUUGUGCGUUCAAUGGGAUACUAUUUAAUUCAAAUUUACAUUCCAUCUGGUCUAAUUGUUAUCAUAUCAUGGGUAUCAUUUUGGUUAAAUCGUAACGCGACACCUGCUCGCGUGGCGCUAGGUGUGACUACGGUAUUGACAAUGACCACGCUCAUGUCCUCAACAAACGCUGCUCUGCCAAAGAUCUCAUACGUCAAAUCCAUAGACGUGUACCUGGGCACUUGCUUCGUAAUGGUCUUCGCCAGUCUGUUAGAAUAUGCUACGGUUGGAUAUAUGGCAAAGAGGAUACAAAUGAGAAAACAGAGGUUUAUGACGAUUCAAAAGAUUGCAUCGGAGAAGAAAAUGCCAGUCGACUGUCCACCAGUUGAGACCCACACGCUUUCGAAAAUGAAUACUAUUGGAAGAUGUAACUCCGGUCGACCAUCAGAAGUCCGAUUCAAAGUGCAUGAUCCCAAAGUACAUUCGAAGGGUGGAAUAUUGGAGAACACCAUAAAUGGCGGAAGAAAUACAGAAGAAGAAAAUCCGCCGGUCCCUCAGCUAUUACCACCUUGCAAGGACAUCAGCAAGUUACUUGGAAUGACUCCGUCGGACAUCGACAAAUAUUCGCGUAUCGUUUUCCCUGUAUGCUUUGUCUGCUUCAAUCUAAUGUACUGGAUAAUAUACCUGCACGUUUCCGAUGUCGUAGCUGACGAUCUGGUACUUCUGGAAGAGGAUAAAUAG